AUGGCUCUUGUUCUUCUGGGAUGCGUCAGCAUUCGUUCAGUGUCGACCACGGUGCCCAACAGCAACGCGGUACCAAACAAGGGUUUAGUCGGCGGCGUGGGCCCUAAAUCCGAUCGGCGCUUGAGAAUGCAGACAUGGUCAGCAAAGGAUGGAGGUUACAGCAGCUCGGAAGAGAGAGUGUCUAGUGUCGAGAAGUUUUGCGAUUUCAUUAAGUCUAGGGCUACAACGCUGAAAAACUUCGCAAAAAAUCUAAACCGCCAGAAAGCCACAGAAGACAGCGUGACAGAACUUGGGGGCAAAGCAGUGGAGUCGAAGCGUAUUGAUGCUGCAUUGACCCAAUCUGUGACUAACACCAGACCUGAGCUAAGCGAAGAGGCGUUUCUUUCAACACUGACCGCUCAGUAUGGUGAUGAAGCUUUAACCAAGCUGCUGGAACAAGCACAACGCCCGGGUUCCUCGCGGCUUGCAACGAUGGUAAAAGACGUCCAGCUCGAUCACUGGGUUAGUCAAGAGAAAACGGCGGAUGAUAUCUACAAUCGCCUGAAGCUGAACGUUGAGGAUGCAGAUUUUUUGGAAAAACCUUUGUUGGGCACGUGGAUUGCGUUCGUGGAAGACAAACUCAAAGAGGAUCCGUACGAUUUCUUGCUGCUCAAACUGGCUAAACACUACGAAGGAGAUACACUAGCAAAAAUGCUGCAUGCAGCUAGCACCAGCGACCGAACGAGCGCCGUUGCUAAAAAUUUGGAGAAGGCGCAGCUAUAA
Molecule: messenger RNA, 762 nt
Organism: Phytophthora infestans T30-4
Lineage: Eukaryota; Oomycota; Peronosporomycetes; Peronosporales; Peronosporaceae
Product: secreted RxLR effector peptide protein, putative
Exons: 1
Coding region: 1-762 (253 amino acids)
Source: RefSeq, a predicted model, not a curated record